This is a messenger RNA of Umbelopsis ramanniana AG, 900 nucleotides long. RefSeq lists its product as uncharacterized. The transcript is spliced from 5 exons. Gene Ontology annotation, cellular component: endoplasmic reticulum. Gene Ontology annotation, biological process: proteasome core complex assembly. The coding region runs from base 161 to 805 and encodes 214 amino acids. Lineage: Eukaryota; Fungi; Mucoromycota; Umbelopsidomycetes; Umbelopsidales; Umbelopsidaceae. Gene Ontology annotation, molecular function: proteasome binding. The record is from RefSeq and is a predicted model, not a curated record.
AUUUAUUGAAAAGCCUUCCAAAUAGGACUUUAGUGACGAAUUUCCAACCAUUCCAACCCGAUAUGCUUUCGACGAGGAUUCCAGUGACGAAGAUUUAGCCGAGGUUGUUGACAAGUUAGAUCUCGAUACUAUAAAAGUCAAACUUGUUAAAGAAGAUUCUAUGAAUAGCUGCACAAUUUUCUAUGGAACAUAUGGCCCGGGUGAAGUCUUUCUUAAAGCAUCCUAUUCUACUGGAACGAAAGUGGGAAGCAUUCAAUUGAAAGACAAGAUUAUAGCAUCUAUAUUUGCGAGCUCCAAUAGUAGUACCGAUCUUGCUAUCAUCAGUGAGGAGAAAAUACCGGAUGAAAUGGUGUUCGCUGCGACCGUUGCUCUUUUCCAACAACUUCCUUGUAAAGAAGUGAUACUUUUUGACUCGUAUCUAGCUUCCAACUACAUCACAUUUAAUCGACAGGAGCGCGAAACCGUUCCAAUUGUGAAAUAUUUAAGGUCCUCUCUUGGCAGGAAGUCAUCCCAGCUUGAUAUGCUUAGUGCACCGAACCUAACAACCGGAAUAUCUGCUGCCAUAUUGACAUAUUGUGAGCUGCACCAAUUACCUUGCGUAGCAUUAUUUACAUUGCAAGAAUCGUCACUAGGAAAAGCAUUGAUAACAGAUGAAACAACGGCUGCCUUCGCGACUGCAUUAGAAGAUCUCGAUGUGACCUGCCCGUCAUUAGAUUAUGACAACCUUCAAAGUAUUUUACGAAGCAGAAAGUUCGGCAAAGACAGUGGUAGAAUUGAUGCGGAUCAUCACCGCAUGUAUACAUAAUUUUACAUAUUAGUUAUCGUAAGCAGUGCAACACAGCCAGAAACGACAACAUAGGUUUUAUAAUUUUGCAUUGAAUGAAUAUACAAAUGAAAUCA